Fragaria vesca subsp. vesca is the source of this 2990-nucleotide messenger RNA. RefSeq names its product magnesium-transporting ATPase, P-type 1-like. Gene Ontology annotation, cellular component: intracellular membrane-bounded organelle; membrane. Gene Ontology annotation, molecular function: ATP hydrolysis activity; P-type magnesium transporter activity; ATP binding. NCBI's taxonomy places the organism in Eukaryota, Viridiplantae, Streptophyta, Magnoliopsida, Rosales, Rosaceae. Bases 119 to 2950 code for a protein of 943 amino acids. Gene Ontology annotation, biological process: magnesium ion transport. The record is from RefSeq and is a predicted model, not a curated record. The transcript is spliced from 8 exons.
CAAAACAAACCCUCCAAAUAAAAAUAUACUUUCACUCCAUCUCACUUGUCAUAUCUGAUACAUAUAAUGUCUCUCUCUUUCCUUCUCAACCGCCAUUGCUACCUUUGGUUAGCUGGGGAUGGGAAGCUUCAAAUUCCUCAGCUUUUUAACUUCUAAAACCCACCCGAGGCUUCCGUACCAAAACCCCAUUCGCCAAAAUCUAGUAGACAAACCCGAAAGCCAGAAUGCUCCCAACAGGGUGUUUAGAUUCUUGCGCAGGCUUAUGUCCGGAGGAAUUAUUGAUGGGGGGUCGAGGACAGAGGCAGAGGAGAAGGUUUACUCUUGGUUAUACGCCUUGGCGCAAUCCGAUAAGGAUCUGGUUUAUGAGUAUGUUCGAUCCACCGAAAGAGGGUUGAGCUUUACUGAAGCUGAAAGGAGAUUGAAGGAAAAUGGUCCGAAUGUUCCUGUUGAUUUCUCCUUCCCUCGCUGGUGGAAUUUUUUAUGGCAUGCUUUCUUUCAUCCUUUUAAUAUCAUAUUGAUCAUCCUGUCUGUAAUCUCGUACAUAACCAGUGACAGCCCAAAUGGAUGCAUCAUGCUUGUUUUGGUUUUGAUAAGUGUUUGCCUCCGGUUUUAUCAGGAAUACGGAAGUUCAAAAGCAGCCAUGGAACUUUCAGAAUUUGUAAGGUGCCCAGUCAAAGUUCAAAGAUGUGCAGGUAGAGUUGUUCAGACUGAAUUAGUUGUUCAAAUUGAUCAAAGAGAUAUUGUUCCUGGUGAUAUUAUCAUAUUUGAACCUGGAGACAUUUUUCCUGGAGAUGUGAGACUAUUGUCCUCAAAACACCUUGUUGUAAGUCAGGCCUCGUUAACCGGAGAGUCCUGGACAACUGAGAAAACAGCUGAUAUCAGAGAAGAUCAAAGCACACCAUUGCUAGAUUUAAGGAAUAUUUGCUUCAUGGGAACAAAUGUGGUAUCAGGCAGUGGAUCUGGUCUAGUGGUUUCCACUGGAUCUAAGACAUACAUGAGCACCAUGUUUUCAAACAUAGGGAAAAAGAAACCACCAAAUGACUUUGAGGACGGUAUUCGUCGCAUAUCUUAUGUGCUGGUUGCUGUUAUGCUAGUGGUAGUCACCAUCAUAGUUAUAACUGACUACUCUACAUCUCAAGAUCUGACUGAGAGCAUCCUCUUCGGAGUGUCGGUUGCAAGUGCACUUACUCCUCAAAUGCUUCCCCUGAUUGUUAACACAAGUCUUGCAAAAGGAGCACUUGCUAUGGCCAGAGAUAGAUGCAUAGUCAAAAGCUUAUCUGCAAUACGAGACAUGGGUUCUAUGGAUAUCUUAUGCAUUGACAAGACUGGUACACUCACCAUGAAUCGUGCGAUAAUGGUAAAUUAUCUUGACAGCUGGGGGUUAAACAAAGAAAAAGUUUUACAGUUCGCUUUCCUCAACUCAUAUUUCAAGACCGAUCAGAAAUAUCCUUUGGAUGAUGCAAUUUUGGCACAUGUAUAUACCAAUGGAUUCAGGUUCCAACCAUCAAAAUGGAAGAAACUAGAUGAGAUUCCUUUUGAUUUCAUAAGAAGAAGGGUAUCUAUUAUCAUGGAAAGAGAAGAAGAAAAACAAGAAGACAAAGACCCUCACGGUUUUGAGAGAGUCAUGGUGACAAAAGGAGCUCUGGAAGAAGUAAUGAAAGUUUGUUCUUUUAUGGAGGAUGUUGAUAGUGGCACAAUUUCACCUUUCUCUCCAGAAGAGUAUCAAAGGAUUAUAAAUAUGACUGAGGAAAUAAGCAAUGAGGGACUAAGAGUUAUAGGAGUAGCAACAAAGAAGCUCGAAAAGAUAAGGUAUGAGCGCAAAGAUAAUGAUGAUACUUCUGAAUCAGACAUGGUUUUCCUCGGCCUCAUAUCAUUCUUUGACCCACCUAAGGACUCAGCAAAGCAAGCUCUGUGGCGGUUGGCUGAGAAGGGAGUGAAAGCAAAAGUAUUAACAGGUGAUUCACUGUCUCUAUCUAUAAGAGUUUGCAAGGAAGUAGGUAUCAGGACAACUCAUGUAGUUACAGGGCCAGAGCUUGAGCUACUCGAUCACGAUGCAUUUCAUGAGACUGUUAAAACAGCAACAGUCUUAGCUCGUCUCACCCCAACACAGAAACUCCGAGUUGUGCAGUCCUUGCAAACAGUUGGUAACCACAUUGUUGGAUUCUUGGGAGAUGGAGUAAAUGACUCGCUUGCAUUGGAUGCAGCGCAUGUUGGUAUAUCCGUUGAUUCAGGAGCAUCAGUUGCAAAAGACUUUGCUGACAUUAUCUUACUGGAGAAGGACCUGAACGUACUCAUUGCCGGAGUUGAACAUGGCCGACUGACUUUCGGGAACACAAUGAAGUACAUAAAAAUGUCGGUUAUUGCCAAUCUGGGAAGCGUUCUUUCAAUCCUCAUAGCAACUCUAGUGCUCAAGUACGAGCCAUUGACUGCAAGGCAGCUUCUUACACAGAACUUCUUGUACAGUGUGGGCCAGAUCGCAAUACCAUGGGACAAAAUGGAAGAAGAUUAUGUAAAAGUCCCACAAAGAUGGUCAAAGCAAGGUUUGCCAAUGUUCAUUCUAUGGAAUGGACCUGUCUGCACUCUUUUUGAUGUUACUACACUUCUGUUCCUUUGGUUCUAUUAUAAGGCUGAUAGUUUGGAGGAUCUUAUUUUCUUCCACACUGCUUGGUUCAUAGAAGGGCUUCUCAUGCAGACCCUAAUCAUCCACUUGAUCCGUACGGAGAAAAUUCCCUUCAUUCAGGAAUUUGCUUCAUGGCCUGUGCUUUGUUCUACAGUUCUGAUUUCUGCAAUUGGAAUUGCAAUUCCAUUCACUCCGAUUGGGGAAGUGAUGGGAUUUAUCAAGCUUCCACUGUCAUACUUCGGUUUUUUGGUAGUGCUGUUUAUAGGAUAUUUUGUUGUUGGCCAGUUGAUCAAGAGACUUUACAUUUUGGUUCAUAAAAGCUGGCUGUAGCUAAUAGAAUGAAUUUCAGAUGGGGUUCAUGUUAGAGACU